AUGCGACAACCUGCUGGCAUUAUCAAUAAAUGGAAAGCAAAAUCCAGGGGCUGGGUGCAACGCAUGCUGGACGCCAUCGCACGGGUUGCACACUCCUAUUAUGAGACCUUAUAUGCAACAAGUGGGGCACCAAACGGAUCUCUGAUGAACGAAAGAGGGGAUGUCAUCCGACAAUACCUGGAAGCCAACAUACACACCACACUGGAGGCGGAGGCACUAGAGGCGCUCGAGGCUCCCCUUUCCAACGAAGAACUGGCAGAAGCCAAUGUGAGUGGGAAUUUCCAAUUUCAAUGGUCAGAGAGAGCUAUUAAGUACCUAGGGAUCUGGAUAACUAGAGACAUCACACCACUGUACGAGACAAAUUUUAUUCGGAUGAUUUCCACGAUAUAGAAAAACCAGGCAGGUUGGAUGCUGCCGUAUAUAUCCUGACUGGGACGCAUCGCAGUGACCAAGAUGAACAUUCUACCACGCAUCCUCUACCAGUUCCAGACUCUCCCCAUCAAGAUCCCGACUGUGUACUUCACAUCCCUAAGAUCACUUUAAUUAAAAUACAUAUGGGGCUCGCAGAAACCCAGAAUACAUUAUCAAAUUCUGACCAAACCAAAAGUGGAGGGGGGUCUGGUGGUCCCUGACUUGCUACUGUAUUACUACUCCACCCACCUACAAAGAGUUCUAGACUGGGUCAAGGGAGGGGUAACCAAAUUAUGGAAGGACAUUGAGCAAUGCCAAACAGGCAGCUCCUUGCAAGCCCUAGUUUGGAUGACACAGGGAGAGUGUUAAGGUGUUAAUGAGCCAACAGUCGUGUGUCAGGGCGACACUCGAAAACUGGCACCAAUUGGCCCCCAAAACAGGCCUAUCAUUCUUCCUGUCCCAUCUGUAUCCCCUCACUAUUAACCCUGACUUCCCACUGGGCUUGGGGUCCAGACCAUACGCAGCCUUUUUCCCCACACGCACAGGUUCAGGCCUGCCACAUGAUUAAAGGGAAAAGACUCAAGACCUCAGAGAAUCUUCUGGAGGACAUCUCAGGAACAUUCAUACCGCAGUGGAGGGGUUGGAGAGGAUGGUGGAGGUUUGUGCCAGGUGAGGGGACAGGCCCUGGUUCACUGAUGAUAGGAAGCCAACAACUAGAUAGGAUGCUGAAGCGGGUUAAGCAGUUGAUCUGCCGACCAACAUAG
Molecule: messenger RNA, 1175 nt
Organism: Pelobates cultripes (western spadefoot toad)
Lineage: Eukaryota; Metazoa; Chordata; Amphibia; Anura; Pelobatidae
Source: the annotation of a GenBank genome assembly